Molecule: messenger RNA, 2740 nt
Organism: Anopheles gambiae (African malaria mosquito)
Lineage: Eukaryota; Metazoa; Arthropoda; Insecta; Diptera; Culicidae
Gene: Dbp73D
Product: probable ATP-dependent RNA helicase Dbp73D
Exons: 4
Coding region: 188-2665 (825 amino acids)
Cellular component (GO): nucleus
Molecular function (GO): nucleic acid binding; ATP binding
Source: RefSeq, a predicted model, not a curated record
CGAAUUGUUCCCGGACAGUUGUCAUGUUGUCAAAUUAGAUGACAGAUUGAUGUGCGCAAAAUGCUACCUGGAAAAAGGUGAUUUUGUUCGUUGGGUAUGGGGAUGCCGAAAUAAACAAACGCACGUGUUGGUUGCCCGAUAAUUAGAGCUUGAGCCCGUUCGUGCACCGGACUGUCCCGCAUCAGCGAUGGAACUUUUUACCAUAAAUCGGUACGAUGAGACCAAACUCAACGAGGAUGCUGAGAAAGCUCAAGAAGAGCUUAUUCUGCAAAAGCUGCAGGCCCGUAAAGAAAAGAAAGCGCGUUUAAGGACACCUCAAACUGCAGUGGAACUCCAGGAAACUGCAAAUCAAUCAUCUGAAUCGCUAGUGAACACCGUUGCCCAUGAAUCCUCAGACGAAACCCUCAACGGUGGUGCUCCUACCGACGAAACAGAGAAUGGCGAGCAGUCGGAUGAAGAACGUACCGAAACACAGAGCGGUAUGGAACAGGAUGCCGACGAAUCCGCCUCAAAUAAUGACAACGAAGAAAAGGUCCAAAAAACGGCUGGGGCAAAGCAGUUGGGCGAUUUCAUUGUGCUGGGCGGCGAUAAACUUCACCGCCUAAAACAAACGGACGAAGUGCUUCCGCCCUGGCUGUCUCAUCCCACGAUCAUUCAGCAUGAUCUUUCCGCCAAGGGACCGUCGAUAAAGCAGCAGUCGUAUCUCGAUGACAGGAUCAAAGCCAAUCUGAAAAGCAUGGGCUUCAAGCGUUUGUUCCCGGUGCAGGAAAAGGUCAUUCCCUGGAUACUGGAAGCUCACCAGAAACCGGCCCCCUUUUGGCCCCGGGAUGUGUGCAUCUCUUCGCCGACCGGUAGCGGUAAGACGCUUGCCUUUGCCGUGCCGGUGGUGCAGCUGCUGCUGAAGCGAGUUGCGCCCGCAAUCCGUGCGCUGGUCAUCCUGCCCGUGCAGGAGCUGGCCGAGCAGGUGUUCCAGGUGUUCCGCCAGCUGUGCGAUGGUACGAACAUCCAUCCCGUCGUCCUUUCGAGAGGCAUGCAGCUCGAGGUGGAGCAGCAAAAGCUCGUCAAGUACUGCAAUGGCGAGUACAUGCCGAAGGUCGACAUCGUGGUGACGACGGCCGGUCGACUGAUAGAGCAUUUACACUCGACCAAAGGGUUCACGUUACGCCACCUGCGCUUUCUGAUCGUGGACGAGGCGGACAAGGUGAUGAAUCAGAUACAAAACGAUUGGCUGUACCAUCUGAACAAGCACGUCAAGCACGAGUCGGACGAGUAUCUGCUUGGCCGUACCGCCGAUCUGCUGUCCCAGAGUGAGCUGUUCGAUCGGGCCCGGCAACCGCACAAGCUGCUCUUUUCCGCCACCUUCAAGCGGGACGCCGAGAAGCUGAAAACGCUCAAACUAUUCCACCCGAAGCUGUUCACGGCAGUGAUCGACCCGCAGGAGCGAACCAUGAUGGCGCAAAGCACCGCUACCACGCAAGCAGCGGAACCACGGCGGGGCAACUUUGCCGGCCAGUACACGAUACCGGCCGAGCUGAAGGAAUGCAUUUGCUUGACGGAACAGCGCAGCAAACCGUUGACGCUGUACGGGCUCAUUCGUGAGAACGGGUAUCGCAAGUUUUUGGUAUUUACCAACGGCAUCAACACCUCCCAUCGGCUUUCGUUCGUGCUGCAGCGUCUGUUCGGCACGGACAUGGUAAUCGAGGAGUGGUCCUCGUCACUAAGUCCCGCGACCAGGAAAAGCGUGCUGAACCGCUUCAGUUUGGGCAAGGUGAACGGAAUCAUCUGUACCGAUGCGCUGGCCCGCGGUAUUGACAUCGAAAACAUUGAGGUGGUCAUCUCGUACGAUAUGCCGAAUCACAUCGAUAAGUACAUUCACCGUAUAGGGCGUACGGCGCGUGCUGGUCUGCGCGGAACUGCCAUUACGUUGCUGGCGGAAGACGAAAAGAAAAAGUUUAAUGCUCUUUUAAAGGAAGCUAACAAAAGGGAGCUUGAAACGAUGGAGGUUAGUCCGUCCCUGGAGGAAGAGUUUGCCGCCAAAUACGCGAACGUAUUGAACGAUUUACGCGAAGCGCUGGAGCUUGAGACGGAAGUGAUCAACAAAAUACGCAAAGGAAUAUCGAUCGGGAAUAUAACGAGAGUCAACUUACUGACAAAAUUGAAAGAUCAAGUCGACAUUACGUAUUCAACGGAGAUAAUAAAAACGUUAAAAAUUCUGCCAAAAAGCUGGACCAACGAAGAGAUAGAGCAGAGGGCGAUGCAAGGAAUGCCGAAGAAGAAUAAACGCAAAGCAGAAAAUAUUGGUGAUGACCAGCCGAAUGGCGAUGGUGGUGCGGCUGAAGUAGAAGUAGGAACAGAAACCACGGCCAAUGGAAAGGUCAAAGGGGACAGGAAAAAGCGUAAACUUAAUGUUGCUCCUGCUGUAGCGGGUAAAGAGUCUACCGGAAACGGCACGCCGCCAACAACUGAAGAUAGUGGGGCGACAAAGCAAGCAGCAAAACGUAAGCGAAAGAAGGCAAAGUUAUCCACUGGCGUUGCGAAUGGAACUUCAAUCGCGAAUGGCAAUGCGGUAAAAAGUGUGAAAAGUGCAGAGAAGAAAGGAAAGGUUAAGAAGAAUCGUUGGAGAAGUAAUGCACCGAAAAGUGGUGCAGAUAAACCAGCAAAAUAGGUGCGUUAUGUUUUGUAGGGUUGUAACAUAUGCAAUUUCUUAAUAAAGCUUAUGAACCAUAUAUGUAAAAUUAAA